This is a messenger RNA of Funneliformis mosseae, 762 nucleotides long. The record is from the annotation of a GenBank genome assembly. Lineage: Eukaryota; Fungi; Glomeromycota; Glomeromycetes; Glomerales; Glomeraceae.
AUGUCCACCUCUUUUAGGUUACGAAAGUUAUCAAAGUGUAGUUGUAUUUCUUCUUCCUUCACAUUGUUGAAUAGGAGGAAAGUAAUACCUUUCAUAUUACAAACUCAAAAUAGUUCCACUUCACAAAUAAACGAUGAAGAAAAAUCAACCGUUACUACUGCGGAUAUAAAGAAUAAAACUAAAAAGAAAAGUAAAUUUGAAGGAUAUUGGUUGGAUGGAUUCCAAACUCCGAGCCCAAUAUCAAAAAGAAAAUUUCCACCUUUUGUACAAAAUAUGCUUGUACGUUUAGCUAAAGCACUUGGUUAUUAUGAUUUACCAGUACAAGCUAUAAGAAUUACGAGAGAAUUAUAUCAGAUGUCUUGUGGAUUACCUGAUAGUUUUCAAACUUGGUUUGCUGUGACUUUAUUACAUAUUUGGAUGUUAAUGGUUAGAUUUAGAGUUGAAAAUGAAGGAAAAAUAUUUAUGCAACAGUUAGUAAAUCAUCUGUUUGAAGAUGCUGAAUGGAGAAUGAGAGAAGAUUAUGGAGAUCUGCUUUCUCAAUUUCAUGGUGGUGUUAUGGCAUAUGAUGAAGGAAUGUGUAAAGAUGAUCCUGUAUUGGCUUCUGCUUUAUGGAGGAAUAUCUUGAUUACAGAGGGAUCAGCACAUAAUAUGGCUUGUUUGGUUAAACAUGUUAGGCAUGAAUUACGAAGAUUAGAUAAUUUAUCUUACGAAUCUAUUAUUGAAGGAAAAAUUCGUUUUAGAAAACCCGAAAUUUCAUUGUAA